This is a messenger RNA of Drosophila eugracilis, 1316 nucleotides long. RefSeq names its product synaptosomal-associated protein 25 (gene Snap24). Gene Ontology annotation, biological process: exocytosis; synaptic vesicle fusion to presynaptic active zone membrane; synaptic vesicle priming. The coding region runs from base 310 to 948 and encodes 212 amino acids. Gene Ontology annotation, cellular component: plasma membrane; SNARE complex. NCBI's taxonomy places the organism in Eukaryota, Metazoa, Arthropoda, Insecta, Diptera, Drosophilidae. The record is from RefSeq and is a predicted model, not a curated record. The transcript has a single exon. Gene Ontology annotation, molecular function: SNAP receptor activity; syntaxin binding.
UCCAUCACGGUCACUCUAAUUCGCAUAUGUAUACAAUUGGCAUUUUGUUGUGUGUGAAAAAUUAAUAUAUUUGCAAAUAAAUUAUCAAAAUCGUGUGAAUAAGUUCCUACGUAACAAGCACAAUCGAGCUUAACCCCGCCCAAUUACAUAUCCACCGAAGUCGCACAUUGAAUCAGUUCAAAAGGUCUAUUCAGGUUUUGCGACUGUGAGUCACUGUUCAGAUUUCCCCACCCAAAAAAUAAUAAGACAACCGUCUUGCUUCGCAACCACUUGCUAAGCGUAUAAGUCGUCUCAUCAAAUAUUCCCGAAAUGGCCGCCGUAGAGAAUGCCGAACCGCGCACGGAACUGCAGGAGCUGCAGUUUAAGUCAGGUCAGGUGGCUGAUGAAUCCCUGGAAAGCACGCGCCGAAUGCUCAGUCUUAUGGAUGAGAGCAAGGAAGCGGGAAUCCGGACACUAGUGGCUUUGGAUGACCAGGGCGAGCAGUUGGAUCGGAUUGAGGAGGGCAUGGACCGAAUUAACGCGGACAUGAGGGAGGCGGAGAAGAACUUGAGUGGCAUGGAAAAGUGCUGUGGCAUCUGCGUUCUGCCCUGGAAAAAGGUAAACAUCAAGGACGACGGAGAGAGCGCUUGGAAGGCCAAUGACGAUGGCAAGAUCGUUGCCAGCCAACCGCAGAGGGUUAUUGAUGAGCGGGAGCGCGGCGGAAUGGGUGCUCCAGCGCAGUCGGGCUAUGUGGCCAGAAUCACAAAUGAUGCACGCGAGGAUGAAAUGGACGAGAACUUGGGACAAGUCAACUCUAUGCUGGGCAAUCUGCGCAACAUGGCUCUCGACAUGGGCUCUGAGCUAGAGAACCAAAAUAAACAAGUGGACCGCAUCAAUGCUAAGGGCGAUGCGAACAACAUUCGCAUGGACGGCGUCAACAAACGCGCCAAUAACCUGCUCAAAAGUUAAAUAUGCACAAAGGACACGUCCCUAAUCAAUAGUAAACACGAUAGCCAGUCACCUCCGCUUCUAUCUUGUUAGGGAAACGAACCAAUGUUGUGGGCACAAACCGUAGCAGGUGGCAUUGCGUUAUUUAUACCAUAUAUUAUAUACAUAUACAAGUAGCCACCAGUAACAGCUCCUGGCAGACACAAGCGUAAUAAGACCCAUUUACUUACAAGCACUACGAGCUGACGUCUAGCCGGAUGAACUAACUACUUUCUACAACUAUAUAUAUACGCGAUCCAAAAUACUAACUACUUACUAUUACUACACUCGUGUACAAAUGGCAACAACCAGUUGCCGGAAACCAUUUAUUAUGAGAUUUACCGUAUGAU